AUGGCUGCUCUUUCCGGCUGGGUCAUCCCAACACUUCUCUUUGCAUUGUUUCUUGCUAAGCUUGAACUCUCCUAUGGCCAAGUUCUGAAGGCCAAAGUAACUUGCCUUGACUGCCACAAGAAUUAUGAUUUUUCAGAUAUUAAGGUUUUUGUGAAGUGUGACCAAGUAAAGAAGCUGGCUACGGCAACCACUGAAGCUGAUGGAUCUUUCGAAGUUAAGCUCCCAUCUGACAACUCGAAAUCACCAGCAGCUCUUCACUGCCUUGCCAAGAUUCUUGGAGGUACAAAGCUGCUAUAUGUCUCAAGAAAGGUUGCAGCAUCCGAGAUUGUGAAGAGUCAGGACUCCAAUUCCUACACCAUUUCUACUCCUCUUGGUUUCUCCACAUCAUGCCCCUCGAGUAUGGAAGAUCAGGCGGCCUGUAAACCCAAGAACGAGUUCGGUUCAUCAAAGACAUUUGAUGUGCCUCUGCCGCGAGAGUGGGGUUUGGCACCUUCUAGCUACUAUGUACCUUUCAUCCCUAUCAUAGGCAUACCCUAA
Argentina anserina (silverweed cinquefoil) is the source of this 537-nucleotide messenger RNA. RefSeq lists its product as uncharacterized. The coding region runs from base 1 to 537 and encodes 178 amino acids. The transcript is spliced from 2 exons. NCBI's taxonomy places the organism in Eukaryota, Viridiplantae, Streptophyta, Magnoliopsida, Rosales, Rosaceae. The record is from RefSeq and is a predicted model, not a curated record.